CUCAGAUACUGCGUAGUGAGUUCUCUCGCACUUGCGCUUUUCCAUUUCCUGAUUUGUCGCCGUCCAGUCUUGCUUUCUUUUUUUCAACUUUCGUUCUUUCGCCGCUUUCAUUUUCAAACCACAUCCACUUCUUUCUUCUUCCGAGCAGCAUGUACACCAAGUCGAUCUUCGUUUCUGCUCUGCUGGCCGCUUCGGCCGUUCCCACGUUUGCUGCACCCGUCCCGGCUGCUGUUGCCCCUGAACUGGAGCUCCGCGAUCUCGAGGCGCGGCUGUCGCUGCCCUCUGGGGCCUUGUCGGACAUUCUCAAGUCGUUCGGCAAAGGCGUCCUCAGCGGUGGUGCCAUCACCGGUCUCAUCGGCCUUCUGGAGGGAGCUGGCAGCUCCAGCUCCAGCAGCAGCACUCCGGCCACUCGUGAGCUGGAGGCACGGGCAGGUCUGGCCGGCCUGCUCGAGAAGUUGCUCGGUGCCGGCGAAGAGGGUAUCGCGAGUGUCCUCAAGAAGGCUGUCAUCGGCGGCGUUGCUGGCGGCGUCGGCGUCGAGGCGGUCAACGGCAUCGCCGGCGCCGCGGGGGCGAACACCACAAGCAAGCGCGGCGCUGCGUCGGUCAUCGGUACCGUCGAGAAAGACACGCUGGGCAAGAUCAUCGGCUCCGGGGCUGCUGACGGAAUCGGGUCCGCCAUCGGGGGUCUUGGCAUCACCGCGAUCCUGGCUAAGCUCUUCGGCAGCUCUUCCUCGUCGACACCCGCGUCCUCGAAACGGGCGCUUGCUGACCUGUCCGACGAGGAAGUCAACACCCUUCUGGAAUACAUCAACGACCUCAACGGCGGCGGGGACGUCACCGCCCGCGCGGUCAGUGUUGGAUCCUCCGUCGGCAAGGGCGUCGCGGGUCUCCUCGCCGGAUUGGCUGCCACCCAAGGCACGGAGGGCAUCAUCGCCGAGAUCGAGAAGCUCUUCCCGCGUCAGGGCAGCCUCGACGAGCUGGACUAGAUCCUGGGUGGAAGAGGAAGUCACUAUAUUUAUGAGUCACUGUGUUGGAUGUCGAAUGCGCAUUGGUUCGAGUUGAGCUUG
Messenger RNA from Mycena citricolor, 1067 nucleotides. The record is from the annotation of a GenBank genome assembly. Lineage: Eukaryota; Fungi; Basidiomycota; Agaricomycetes; Agaricales; Mycenaceae.